Cicer arietinum (chickpea) is the source of this 593-nucleotide messenger RNA. Lineage: Eukaryota; Viridiplantae; Streptophyta; Magnoliopsida; Fabales; Fabaceae. The record is from RefSeq and is a predicted model, not a curated record.
AUGAUUGGAGGAUUGUUGAUGCCAGACAAAUCCAAUAAUCGUGUACAUUUAAAAUAUCUUUCACUUUUGGGCGAUUUAAAUAAAGCAUCCCACUAUAGUUGGGGUUCGGCAGUUUUAGCAACACUCUAUAGAGAACUAUGCCUUGCUACGAAACCCAACGUAAUGUCGAUGGGAGGAUGUGCGUUGUUGUUGCAAAACUGGGCAUGGUAUCGUUUGAGUUGUGUUGCUCCAGAUGCACCAAGUGCAUGGAUAUUUCCACUUGCACAAAGAUUUAAUUCCGGGGGUUUAAAUUUCACUAAAGUUCCUCACAACGAUAUAGAAGGAUACCGGAAUACAAUCGAUCAUAUGAUGGUUCAAGAAUUUCGUUGGAGACCGUAUCUCGGAUUCCAACACGAGGUACCCGAACAAGAGAUCAUCACUUGGGCUGCAUGUACCUAUCUGCACUGCUGUCAUAUCGUCGAAAAACAUCAUGCAGAUAGAGUCGCGCUUCAGUUCGGCUUUCAUCAACAAAUUCCGCAACCUCCAGAAGAUAUGACGCUCUACCAUGAGAUCGACAUGAGACGUGACAUUGAUGAUAAUUGGAGUGUGGUUUG